AGGGAGACAAUGGAAAGAGAAGGCAACGGCACUCUACUUACUGAUUUUGUCUUGGUGGGGUUCACAACAGAUCCAGUCCUGAGAAUAAUUGUCUUUGUCCUGUUCCUGAUCUCAUACACUAUAACACUGACUGGAAACCUGGGUCUCAUGACUCUGAUCUAUCUUGAGUCCUGCCUGCACACCCCCAUGUACUUCUUUGUGGGCAGCCUUUCCUUCCUGGAUGUCUGGUACUCUACGGUCUACACUCCCCGGAUCCUGGCUGACUGCAUGUUCAAGAACAACUCCAUGUCCCUCGCUAGCUGUGCGGCCCAGUUCUUCUUUUCUGCCGGCUUGACCUACAGCGAAUGCUUCCUGCUGGCAGUCAUGGCAUAUGACCGCUAUGUGGCCAUCUGCAACCCACUCCUCUAUGCCACUGCCAUGCCCAGGAAGCUCUGCAUCCAGCUGGUCACUGGGUCUUACAUAGCAGGGUUUGCCAGUGCCAUUGCGCACACAGGUAACACCUUCCGCCUACACUUCUGCGGGAACAAUGUUAUCAACCACUACUUUUGCGAUGUACCACCACUCGUGAAGAUGGCCUGUGAUGAUAUCCAAGUCUAUGAACUCAUCCUUACCACUGUCAUUGGUUGCAGUAUCUUGGCUACUACAGCUGUCAUCCUUGGCUCCUACAUGGGUAUCGUGGCAGCCAUCAUACGCAUCCGCUCAGCCGCAGGGCGCCGUAAGGCCUUCUCCACUUGCUCUGCCCACAUCAUUUCUGUCUCCCUCUUCUAUGGCUCCCUUCUCUUCACGUAUUCCCGGCCCAUCUCCCAGCACACUCCGAAGUGGGACAAGGCAACUGCUGUGCUCUACACGGUCCUCAACCCUCUCAUCAACCCCUUGGUUUACAGUUUGCGCAACCAAGAUGUGAAGUCAGCCUUCAAGAAAGUCCUGGGGAGAUUCAUACGACCCAAAUGA
This is a messenger RNA of Elgaria multicarinata webbii, 951 nucleotides long. RefSeq names its product olfactory receptor 9G4-like. Gene Ontology annotation, cellular component: membrane. The transcript has a single exon. The record is from RefSeq and is a predicted model, not a curated record. NCBI's taxonomy places the organism in Eukaryota, Metazoa, Chordata, Lepidosauria, Squamata, Anguidae. The coding region runs from base 10 to 951 and encodes 313 amino acids. Gene Ontology annotation, biological process: sensory perception of smell; G protein-coupled receptor signaling pathway. Gene Ontology annotation, molecular function: G protein-coupled receptor activity; olfactory receptor activity; odorant binding.